AUGACCAGAUUCUUUAUUGUGCUGUGGGUCUUCGUGGCCUGUCUCGGUCUAGUCUCGUGCCACGGAGACAACUCCACUGCCAAAAGACACAGUGGCGUACGAGCGAGGCUCUGGGGUCGAGCCAUGCGUGUAUGGACGCCUCGGCAGGGUCCUGCUCGACGCUCUGUCUCGGAGCACGGCUCCAUGCCCGAGCCCUUCCUCGAGACCAGCUUCCCUGGUUGGACCUUUGACAACAUCUACAACGUUCCCCACUGGGAUGGCGGUGACAAGGCCACCUGUCCCGCCCCCGCCAAGUCUCUCCCUGCAACCAGGUCCAAGACCAUCCAAAAAGGUUCCAAGCAAGAAUUCGUCCAAUUCUGUCAACAUGGCAACACUCCCGCUCGUAUUCCCGAUCAGAGCGUCUGCAUCACCAAGCCUCCCAAACUCGCUCCAGGCGGCAGGCAUGUCAAGCGUCAGGAAGAUGAUUCCGACUACGAGGCUCGCAUUAUCGCUGCUAGUCUCGCCACUGCCGCCGAGGAUGAUGCGGCAAAUGAUGAUGCGGCGCUGUCGAAGCGCACACCGCUCGCAGCUGCGCCUAUGAUGGGCAUGAUGGGUGGCGGCGGCGGCGGAGGAAUGUCAACCUUUAUGCCGCUCAUCAACACCGGCAUUGACGCUGGAAGCAAGCUCGGCGUCGCCUUUCUUCAGUAUCUCACGCAGAGAGAGAAAGAUCAAGCCGAGGCAAAGAAAGCGGAUCCACUCGCCGGGGCUAACAAUUCCACAGCCAGUGCGACAGAAGCUGAUCCAUUGGCCGCUAGCGCAGAUUCGUCCGGUGGAAGCGCAUCUCUUUUGAGUCCUGCCACGAGCAGUGCUGGUGGAGCAUCUGGCUCGAGCCCUGGUGCUAGCGGCUCUGACACCGGUGCAUCGGGCGGUGCUGUUUCGUCGGAUAUCACAGGCACGGCUGCAUCCGACACGACGUCUCCUCAGCCAGAUGCAGACUUGCCGAGCAAGGUCGGAGGUACGGCAUCAGCAAAAGGUAACAGCGGUGACACUGGAUCCGAAGACACCGGACCAAGCGAGGCCGGCGACUCCGGGAACCCCCUGGCAAAAUCUUCCUCGGCUGGCGAUGUCGUCGGCUCGUCAGCUGCUAAAUCAACGCCUGGCGGUCUGAAGUCCGUCGGCUCAGCAAUUGGCAGUUCGACGUCGGACGAUGCAGACGACCUUUCUGGCACGUCGAUCAAAGCGAGUCUUCCACAAGCUGGAUCGUCAGCCGGUAGCUCGAAAGUUGGCGGCUCGACACUUGGCAGCUCCGCAAUUGACGGCUCGGCUGAUGUCGGCUCAGCACUGGGCGGCUCAGCCGUUGGUAGCUCGAAGGCCGGAACUACCGGUCACGCAGCAUCCGACUCCCUGACGAUCAAGAGCAAGCGCGACGCUACCCCGCACCCGGUCACGCAUUCCGACUCUGCCGCGCCUGGAUCGUCCUCAAAGUGCGGCGGCUCUGCGGUGCAGUGUAAGAAGCUCAUCGAGCGCUCCAUUCCCUACUGUGUCCCGCACAAGCCCGCUCCGGAUGCACCGCCGCACACUCACGAUGACGACGAUCCGGACGCGGUCCUGUCGUCGCAGAUGGUGGGUACCAUGAUCCGCGUCAUGGCACGCCACUGCCUGCGCAAGUGCCCCGGCUUUGCCGGCCUCGCCAAUUCCGACCACGACUUCAAGAGCAAGACUGAGAAAUGUGCGCACGACACCAAGCUCUUCAACAAGUCAACGGCGCACUCGUCCAAGCCUGCGCGCAAGCAUGCUGCCACGCCCGAACAUGCUCCCAUAUCCAAGCCUUCCAAGCUCGAGCAUGCUUCGGAGCCCAAACAAGCCUCCACGCAGACUCCUGCGUCAGACACAGCCAAAGACGAGGCAAGCCCCAUGUUCAAGCGAGCUGUGACACCUUCUCGUCAGCCAGAGCAGUGUCGUGGUGGCUACGAGGCUGUGUUCCGCAACGCGCUGCAGCCCGUCUCUGCCUAUAACGGCCAGCUCUUCGGCUCGGUCGUUUCGGAUCCAGGCUCGUUCCUGCACUGGGGUCUUGUUCGCAGUGUCGCGCAGUGCCAGCGUGCAUGCGACGAGACCCAAAGCUGCGUGUUUAUCAACGUGUACCAGCAGACGUUCAGCCUCGACCAUCCCAACAUUCGGCUCGUCAAUCGCGAUGUCGACGACGAGGUCCAGCUACGCAAGCAGUUCGCUGGCCAAGCCGAAGCCAAGAAGAACUCUUUCGUAGAAGGACAUUUGACAUGUGCGCUGUACUCGCGCUGCUUCCGCGCUUGUCAGGCAACCCACCGCAGCGGAGAGAAUCCGGUCUUCUUUGAAAAGUCGAUGGGAUUCUGCAAGUCAGACAAGUGCAGUUCCGCCACUCAGUUCUCGCACUAG
This is a messenger RNA of Moesziomyces antarcticus, 2391 nucleotides long. RefSeq lists its product as uncharacterized. The transcript has a single exon. NCBI's taxonomy places the organism in Eukaryota, Fungi, Basidiomycota, Ustilaginomycetes, Ustilaginales, Ustilaginaceae. The record is from RefSeq and is a predicted model, not a curated record. Bases 1 to 2391 code for a protein of 796 amino acids.